CGUGCUCAGUGUGGCUCUGGCAGGUGAGGAGGACGGACGCACACCUGCCUCUCUCUUGCCUCAUACACGCGGACGGACUCUCACCAUCACACCUCCUCUCACCAUCCACUCACCAUCAACUCUGGAAAGGUCGGAGGCGAGGCGAGGGCACAGACUGAUAACUUAGAGACACACAGGGGAGGAGAGAAGAAGACGGGUUAGGGAGGCAGAGUGUUAACCUAGAUUUUAAGUUGGUAGAGUGCGUGAGUCUCUGAGCGGCCCUUGUAGUGGUGGUGGUGGUGGCGAUGGUGAUGAGGUGAUGGUGACGGUGGUGAUCCCGUGUUUGUACGUUACUGCCUUUGACGUGGAGAGCGUUGUGUGCGUUUCACGAGAAUAUGUGCGUGUGUGUGCACCGUCGCUCCAUGUGCACUGCGAGAUAGACGCGCCGGUGAUCAAUUUCAAGGGAACGAGAAAGAAAAAGUACGGCAAAUAUUAAGACGCCGCGGCCCCGCAAAAGACUUACAUCGUGUGUGCGCCGUGACAAACGCACAUAUACCAUUCACAAUUCAGCGUGUGCACACCAUCUUUGCGUGUGCACCUUGUACCUGCUACUCCAUCCUCUCACUCUCACGGCUCCCCCCGUUGUGUGCACGCGGGGCUGAAUGCCAUGUGCACUGACACCCAGACGCACACAUAGAUAUGCGACUCCCCGUGCACUCUGUAACAGCGUUGGCGGUAUUCGCCUGUGCCGGAUGGGCGCCGCUGGGCUUGGCGCGCCACCCCGCCACGCCUGCCACCCGCCGCGACGCCUCCAAAAGACACCUUGUCCCGCCACCUCCCGCCCCAGCUCAGGCCCUCGCCAAGGUGCCCCAUAACAAGGAGGGCGCCGCCUCCACCACGCCCGCCGCCACUACUCUAACGGAUGACGUCACAACCGCCACAGAAGACAUAACAAGUGCCUCUACAUCCCCGCCAGAUGACGUCGCGUCACCCACCGUCACCUUAACUAGUCACGUGACGGCGCCCACCUCCCACAUCGAUAUCGUCACUGACACAACUACAGAUGAUAUCUUGUAUACCACUACAGCGCUCCCAAGUGACGUCACGGAUCCCAUAGAUUCCGCAGAGACCGUCACAACCACCACUAAUGAUGUCACGACCACCACCUCUGCCACCAUCACCACCACCAGUAUCAGUGACAUCGCCGUCCACACACCGCCCAGCAACGCCCUCACGUCCACUGGUGGUGGAGAUGGUGGUGGCGAUGGUGGUGGUUUAGGAGCUUUUGCGGGCAUAGUAGGUGACGAGGAACUGGAGUGGGACGACGAGGAGGACGACAGGCAACUGUACGAGGCGGUGGUGACGAGUAUGGCUCAGUGGCACCUUCGCCGCCUGGCUAGGGAGAGACAAGGGCACCGUCAGAAGAGAGACGAGGAGAUGGUUUGUUACUUCGAACUCGGCUGCUUCACGGACGAUGGACCCUUUGACUACCUGGACCUGCUACCCUCCCCGCCCGACGAGAUCAACACCCGCUUCCUGCUGUACACGCGGGAAAGAGACAAGGAGACGGUGCUCAAACCUUUUAACAUCUCCAGCAUCCUCGACACUCACUUCAACGUGUCCAGACCCACCAAAUUGCUUAUCCACGGCUUCGGCUCCUCCUGCUACAGCGUGUGGAUCAAGGAGAUGCGCAUUGCUCUACUGACGGUGAUGGACGUAAACAUCAUUUGUGUCAACUGGCAGAAGGGCGCCGAGCUUCCUAACUACGUGCGCGCCGCUAGCAACACGCGGGUCGUCGGCAGGCAGGUGGCGCUAUUCCUGGAGAGACUCACUGCCUUCCUCAACACAUCCUUAGACGACUUCCACCUGAUCGGGUUCUCCUUGGGUGCCCACGUCUCUGGUCACGCCGGCGCCACUCUCAAGAAUCUCUCCAGAAUAUCAGGUCUCGAUCCAGCGGGCCCCCUCUUCGAAUCCUUCUCCCCUUCCGUGCGUCUGGAUCACACGGACGCGCGUUUCGUCGACGUGAUCCACACCAACGCCGACUCGCUCCUCAUGGGUGGCCUGGGCGCCUUCGAACCCAUGGGACACGUGGACUUUUACCCAAACGGCGGCAGGAUGCAGAAGGGAUGCGACAACCUCUUCAUCGGCGGCGUGUCCGAUAUUCUCUGGCCCACGGAGGGGGGCGGGCGCUACCUGUGCAAUCACCGGCGGGGCUACAAGUACUACCUGAACUCUGUGGUGCCCAAGUGUCGCUUCCCGGCCUUCGUGUGUCGGGACUACGAUACCUUCCUGCAGGGCGACUGUUUCCCCUGCAAGUCCUGCGGCGACAUGGGCUACUUCGCGAACCAGGCGGAGGGGCGCGGCCAGCUCUACCUCGUCACUAUGGACAUGGAGCCUUUCUGCGCCAACCAGUACAAAGUGACGGUGAAACACUCCGGGGGGCCGCCAGCUGAGCCCGUCACCACCUACGGCCGCCUCGACAUCACCUUCAUAGCGGCAGACGGCCUCAACGAAACUCUCCGCGUGACGCAGAGUGAGGACACGGCCAUGGAGGCUGGAGGCGCCACAGUCCGCAUCGUGGUGCCACAUCCCAACCUGACAGACAUCCGCGCCGUGCAGCUGCGAUACACGGCCUACCCUGGCUGGAUAUACUCGGGUUUCCAGCGCUGGGCCAUCGACGGGCUCUCCCUUAUGGACAGCUUCGGCACCAUGAUGUCCUUCUGUCACCGCGGCACCACCCUAGUGUCCGGCAAGGCGAUGCAUCUGUCUCUCCUUCCUGGCGAGUGUGACACCUCUGCAGAGCCUGCCCCCAAGCCCCCCACCAAGAUACCCCCUGCAGCCCCAGCCCCCACACCUGUGUCAGGCAGCCGCCCCCCACUGCAGCCCCAGCAGCAGCCCUUCCCACAAACCCCUCUCAAGGAGGGUGAGAAUGAGGUGAUGACACCGCUAGGUGUCAAUCUCAGCCACCACCAGCCCAUACCAUCACCAGUGCUUCUGCCCGGCAAGCCCCACGCCAUUCUCACACCCCUGCACACCCAUCCAGUGCAUCCAGGGGUACAGCACACCCAUGAGGCACCUAGAAAAGACCUCACUCCCCAGCCCAGCCACCCCAAGACUUCUCCAGGACACCAUAUCAACCCAGCACCUCCCCAGCAUCCCCCUAGUGGCAGUCCUCAUGGCCCUCGCCACCCCAGUUACUAUCCCACCAAUUUGGCACCUAACCUUCCCAACUCUCCCUUCAGCAGCCAUUCCCCGAAUCUCAUCUCCAGUCACUUCCUAGUCACAUCUUAUAAUGGACACCCCUCUCGAGAGCCUUUCGGCAGCCGUCCUCCUGCUGUGAGUGUGGUGCCGGGGAAGGGAUGGGUUGCAGUCACAAGAGGUGAGCCAGUCAACAUCAUCCCUGCCCCCGAUCUGGGCCCUGGACACAACCUCCCCAUCCCCCUGUAAGCACAACACCCCACCCACUGCUCUGACUACAGUCACUACUCCUGCCACCCUUCCUCUGCUCCACCCACCACCGCCAGAACCACCACAAUAUCAAACUCAAAUAUUCCAGAUGCAACAACUAUUUUUACUACUACAACUGUUUCCACUAGUACUUUUACUGGCAACAAGACUGAUGGUAAUAGUUCUACUCCUCUCAUCACCAUGCCCAUAUCUACCACCACACCCCUGCCAGUAAAUGCCAGCACCACUUCAAUCUCAAUAGUUUCCACCAACACCACCCUCGCUGAAUCCACCACUAAGGAGCUUACCACCACCAUUACUACCACUACUACCACUGCUACUCCCAUCCCAGAACCUGCAGUGAGUUUAGAGAGGGUGUUUGUUAGCAUUGAAGUGCCCCCCAGCAGGAGUGACAAUGGACAUGGAGUCGAACACAUGCUAGGACUUCAGGCUGUUCCUCCCUCCCUAACCCAUCCUGGCAAAUCUUCCCAUGCACAUCCUCAAACACACCCCAACCUCACGCCAAUUCUGUACACCAACAGCCUUAUUGAUGGGGAUGUUCCAGAGAGAGAGAGAGCACGAGCCCUUACCCUCACCUUCCCUAGGGCUCAGUCUCUUCCUCAUCCCAUCCCACAAUUCCGUGCUCCAGGUCCAGUCUAUGUUACUGGUGCAUGGGUGAGAAAAGGACAAAACCCUCCAUCACGUCAGCCUCCAAUCCCCAGGUCCCAACAUCUCCCAGCCCAGCGACCCCUUCACAGCCAAGGUCCACAACAUCAUCCUAAUGUAGAUCACCAGCCUCAGCCUUCCCCACCACCAGGGCUUCAGACACAGUCACUACCAGUUCAAGGUCCCCGCCCUGAGACAUCUCCACGUCCACAGUUCCUCUCAGGCCCAAGACACCAGCCUCAGCCUCAGCCCCCAUCACCCAAACAGCCUCAGCACCCUUUAUCACCUGCCCCAAGCCCAAUGGCCCAGCCAGAUCAAGAGUCCCAACUACAACUAAAUGCAGAGUCUCUUAACCAAGCACUCUCUGACCAAGCCUCACAACCCUCACCACUUUCUUCAAGUGUCCAUUCACAGAUGGCACCACCACCGCCACCACCACCACCACCACCACCAAUCCCCAUCACCAUCACCAUCACCAUCAGUCUCAGGCCUCAUACCAUGCCAUCCGUAAGUCCUCAAUCUCAGUCUCAGCCACCUGCAAGUCCUCAGCCUCCACCUCUCCAUCCACCACUCCUAGGCCCACAGCCACAGCCACCAUCAGGCCUCCAGCCUCAAACUAAGCCACAGUCCCAAACCCAGUCCAAGUUACAGUCCCAAUCCAAGUUGCAGGCCCAGCCCCAAGUUCAUACCCAGGAUCAAUCCCAACUCCAAUCCCAGUCUGAGUUCCAUGUUCAGCCCCAGACCCAGAGCCAGUCUCAAGCCCAGUCCAAAGUCCGACUGCAGCCUCAGUCUAAAGUUCAGCCCCAGUCCAAAAUUCGGGUGCAGCCCCAGUCCAAGAUUCAGUCUCAGUCACAGUCUUUACCACAGCCUCAGGUGCAAUCCCAUCCACAACACCUACCUCAGUCUCCACCACCUGCCAUCCAGUCUGCACCAGCUCCAAGUUCCCGACAGCAGUCUGCCCCGAGUCCUCAGUCACAGCCACCCUCACGUGUGGGUUCCCAGAGGCACCUCCGUCAUGGGACACUUUUCUUCACCCAGUCACUGCAGGCACCAGGUCGCCAGACACACCCACAUUCCAGUUCACAUGUUGCACCCGGUUCUGCAGCUACCACUCCAUCUCAGAAGACUCCACACCCACAGUCCCAACCACGCCCAAACUCAAGGCCUCAGUCCUCACCCUCCACCCCUGCCCCACCCUCACAGUCCCUGCAUGUUCCUGCCAGCUCUCAGUGUGCUGAUUGUCCCACACACAGGGAAGACUCUAACUCUGGCUCCUUGCCAGGGUGGCUGCCACCCCCACCCCCACUUCCACCUCCACCGCCAUCCCAACCUCGGACACGCAGCUUCUCCCCUCAGACCAUUGUGGGUCGAGGCUGGGCACCACAACCCAGUUUGCAGUCCCAUCGCUGGGUACGGCAACACCCUCGACCUGAUGCUGUAGCCUCUCCCAGCAUCCUGGAAGUGCAUCUCUCUGCUCCUAACCCACCACUUAACAGUCCCCAACAUAAGCAGCCACAGCAGCAGCAGGGAGGCUCAGAAAUCCAGGAGCAUUCUGAAAGGCCCCAGGGGGAAGAAGAUCCACAGCAUGUCAUGGACAGCCAGUCCACUCCUCUCUAUGUGCAGCUGCUACCACCCACCUUCAGGCAGCUGCCUCGCCUUGAGUCACGGCAACAGCAGCUUGACACCCCACCCAGGCAGCGUGCUGGACGGGGUGGCUGGGGAAGGAGUCUGUCUGUGCCAGGUCCUGGGACUCAUGUUGGAAUGUUCACACCAGUGAUGAUGCGUCUGCAUGACCAUCCUAAGGCACGUUACAUUCCCCUCAGACCCCAGCGCCGCCAUCCUCUCCUGUCUUAAUCCUUUCUGUGUAUCACCUUAUUUAUUGAUCUUCAAAACCGCACGUGUGUGUGUGUGUGUGUGUGUGUGCGAAAAAGAGAGAGAGAGAGGAGUGUGGAAGAAUAUUGUCAACAGUUGGUAAGGCAAGCCCUAUGUGACUCAUCUUCAUCUUGUUAUUUAUUGUUCUUGCUUAUGGCUACCACUGAUGUAAUUUAUAAUUAUUGUUCAUCUUUGAUAUAUAUAAUUUAUAUGUUGUACCCCCUGCGAUAGUCUAUUUAGGUUGUUGCUGUUGUUGUCAUUAUAUUUGUUUGUUGUAGAUGCAUCGUUAUUUAUUAUCAUCACUAAGGUAGUCGUGGUGGUGGGAGGGGCAGCAGGUCUUGUCAUCCCCACCUCCUCCCUAGCCCUGCUGCUCUCGCCAGGGGAGUCACGUGAUAGUAGAUGUAAUGUAUUUAAUUCAGCAGGACUUUAGCUUCACUAAGGAGCAGCAGCAUCCAGUGUUGCAGAAGACUAAAGUUAAAUAAACAUGGUUUAAUGAAAA
Messenger RNA from Portunus trituberculatus (swimming crab), 6463 nucleotides. RefSeq lists its product as uncharacterized. Gene Ontology annotation, molecular function: lipase activity. The record is from RefSeq and is a predicted model, not a curated record. Gene Ontology annotation, biological process: lipid metabolic process. NCBI's taxonomy places the organism in Eukaryota, Metazoa, Arthropoda, Malacostraca, Decapoda, Portunidae.